Molecule: messenger RNA, 7229 nt
Organism: Xenopus tropicalis (tropical clawed frog)
Lineage: Eukaryota; Metazoa; Chordata; Amphibia; Anura; Pipidae
Gene: casd1
Product: CAS1 domain containing 1
Exons: 19
Coding region: 288-2972 (894 amino acids)
Biological process (GO): carbohydrate metabolic process
Cellular component (GO): Golgi membrane
Molecular function (GO): N-acetylneuraminate 9-O-acetyltransferase activity
Source: RefSeq, a predicted model, not a curated record
ACAUAACCAUUGCUAAGGUAACUACACCUGGGGGCAACUGGACUGCAACAAGAACCUGGAAAUCACAGCCCCCUUACACACCAGCAGGUGCACGACAGCCAGACAAGAAGGGAUAAUAAACUGUGCCUAAAUUAAGCAUUAUUCUUCCAGUUCAGAUCAGGAAGAAACACUGAUCCCUGUGGAGUGCUAUGAAAAGGUGCUUCGGGAUACUCCUCCGGAAAAAACAUAUGAAGAAACUGAAAACUGAAAGCAGAGUGCUCUAACAGAUUACGAGUGCCUUGGCACUUAUGUCCCUCGACGACCAAAGCCCAGAUAUGCGCGGAACAAUGAGCCGAACCGUGGGAAGCCGAGAGGCGGUGGAAGGGCACACUCCCGACCCGCCAUCCCCUAGCUCUAGCCGGGGCACAAAUAAGUGGCGAGAAGGCGGCUCCGAGGAGGAGCAAUCCGUGCUGCUGUCAUUCGAGGAGCCCUCCUCCCUCACCGCAGACCCCCCACCGCAUCCCUCCUCAUCCCCUCCCUCUAAGCCGCAGUGCUGCCCCUCAGCGCCCGGCAGCUCUAUCGCACGCUGCUGUCAUGGAGGAGCCAAGAUGGCGGCCCUGGCCUACAACCUGGGCAAGCGGGAAAUCAAUCAGCAUUUCAGCGUGAGGAAUGCCAAAGCGCUGGCCUUGGGGGCCGUGCUGCUACUCUCAGUCUGCCAUGCCGUGUCCUGGGGAUACUUCCAAGGAGAAGGCACAUGCAAGUACCUUAUAUCCAGUGGGCGGUUCCUAGGAGAGAAAGUAUGGCAACCAUACAGCUGCAUGAUGCACAAGUACAAGAGCAGUGAAGCCAAGAGCUGUCUUGCAGAGCAAUAUGUAACAUUUGUUGGUGAUUCCCGGAUUCGCCAGUUAUUCUAUGCAUUUGUCAAGAUUCUUACUCCUCAAUACAAAGAGGAAGGAAACAAGCAUGAAAACAUUGUUUUUGAAGAUAAAGCUGCUGCACUAAAAAUUGAUUUUUUAUGGCAUCCAGAAGUCAACAACUCCAUGAAGCAAGCCUUCCUGUCUCUGAGCGAAAGUGCUAUAGCAAAGCCUACGAUGGUCAUAGCAGGUGCUGCCACGUGGUCGAUAAAGAUAAACAAUGGAAGCCGUGGAUCUCUUGCCCAGUACAAAGUAAACAUGACUGCCAUUGCACCUGUUUUGGAAAACCUGGCUGAGGUCAGCGAAGUCUACUGGUUCCUUCAAGAUCCAGUAUAUGAGCCAUCAUUAAGUGAAAGUCGCAAAAUGAUCACAAACAACAGGAUUGAUGCGUAUAAUGACAUUGCUGCUGGAAUAUUAAAUGGCACCAUCAGAAAAUCAAAAGUAAAAAUUUUCAGUGUUUCCAGACUAAUAUCUGAAGAGAUCAUCUCCGAAUCCUUAGAUGGUCUGCAUCUCCCUGAGCCAAGCAAAGAUAUAAGUGCCAUGAUUCUCAUGAAUGCAUUCUGCAACAAAAUUGUCAAUCCCAUUGACGGUUCAUGCUGCCAGCCUACUCCUUCCCUUACCAUCAUACAGAAAUUAGCUGCAUGCUUUUUUAUUUUUGCCAUGAUUGCUUUUGUAUCGGUGACCAUCGUCCAGCGGAACAAGCAUCGCAGGAACAAACAAUGCGAUGAUAUAGAGAGUGGGGAGGAGAAGAAGCCAGCCACAGCAACACCCGCUGCCUCCAGUCUGGAGAUUCUUCUCUUUUCUCUCAGCAAAUUGGGCCUUAUCAUGGCCUAUUUCUACUUCUGUGACAGAGCAAACCUCUUCAUGAAGGAGAACAAGUUUUAUACACAUUCUUCUUUCUUCAUCCCCAUCAUCUACAUCCUUGUGCUAGGAGUGUUUUAUAACGAAAACACAAAAGAGGCUAAAUUAUUAAACAGGGAACAAACAGAUGAAUGGAAGGGGUGGAUGCAACUUGUCAUAUUGAUUUACCACAUCUCUGGAGCAAGUUCUUUUUUGCCAGUGUACAUGCACGUUCGAGUUCUGGUCGCUGCCUACCUAUUCCAGACAGGUUAUGGACACUUUUCUUAUUUCUGGCUUAAAGGCGACUUUGGAAUUUAUCGCAUUUCCCAGGUUCUUUUCCGCCUGAACUUCCUCGUAGUGGUGCUUUGUGUAGUGAUGGACCGGCCAUACCAAUUCUAUUACUUUGUUCCACUGGUAACAUUUUGGUUCAUGUUCAUCUAUGCUACGAUGGCUGUCUGGCCUCAGAUACUCCAGAAAACUGCAAAUGCAAACAGCCUAUGGAAUUGCGGCCUGAUUAUCAAGCUUACUUUUGCUUUGCUAUGCAUAAUUUUUCUGUCAUAUUCUCAGGGCGCCUUUGAAAAUGUAUUUUCCCUGUGGCCUCUCUCCAAGCUGUUUGAAUUAAAUGGGAAUGUUUACGAGUGGUGGUUCAGAUGGAAGCUGGACCGUUUUGCUGUUAUCUAUGGGAUGGCGUUUGCCUUUAUCUACCUGUGGCUGCAGAAGCACCAGGUGCUCUUUGAAGGGAAAGGAGAAGCCCUUUUUUCCACCAAAGUUUCCAGCGUGCUGCUCUUCUUCUCUGUAGUGUCAUUCUUUACCUAUUCAAUCUGGGCCAGCAGCUGUAAGAACAAAUCGGAGUGCAAUGAGAUGCAUCCUUCUAUUUCUGUUGUGCAGAUUUUAUCUUUCGUGCUUAUAAGGAACAUUCCAGGAUACGCACGUUCUGUAUAUAGCUCUUUUUUUGCCUGGUUUGGCAAAAUUUCUUUAGAAUUAUUUAUAUGCCAGUAUCACAUUUGGCUGGCAGCCGACACAAAGGGAAUUCUGGUGCUCAUUCCUGGAAAUCCUAUGCUUAACAUAAUUAUUAGCACUUUUAUAUUUGUGUGCGUGGCACAUGAAAUUUCUCUCAUAACCAACGAUCUCGCCCAGAUUGUGGUGCCCAAGGAAAGCUCUGCCCUUACCAAGAGGCUUCUGUGCGUAGCUGGAUUCCUUUGUCUCCUUUUAAUGUUAUCAGCACUCCAGAACACCUAGGACUUGGUUUGUAUGAGAGACUGUGGGGAAUGGAUCCAUACAUAGCACGUGUGAUACGGGAAUACUCUGAAAAAGGCUGUAAGUGCUGUAUAUAUUUAUUCUCUGUACAAAACCAAUAUGGCUUCCUGAUGCAGUCGCCAGUGUGGAACAGUGCCACGCAGAACAUUUUGUACAAGAGCACUUCCGUUUACAUUAUUUCUCUUGUGAGGAACUGACAGUGGGGACUUCCCUGUGGUUAAAAUAACAGCAAAAGCUUCACUGACCACUCAAGCUGUGAAGAGGUUCCAUGAGCUGACAUCCCCUUUUAUUUUCCUUUUGGGGUAGGACCAGUUUGGCCUUUUGAUGGAUGUAAGUGCUUUGAGGGUGGCUUGUCUGCAGGGUGUACAGAUUUUAUUUUCUGCCAUUGUAGAUAAUAGGGAAUGUAAAAUUUGCAAUUAUUUUUAUUUCCUGGGGCAUUUUUGUGUGUGGAAUGAAUGUUUUCACUUACCGUAUGUUUGUAUGUGGGUAUGUGAUGGUCUCCAUCUUUGUAUCAAUCAAAAUUUGCGUUAGAAAUGGUUUAUAAAUACUUUAUUGUAAUGUGUGGAAAGAGUGUAAAAUGAUGUAUUUAUAUAUCUAUAUAUAUAUAUAUAUAUAUAUAUGACACCAGCAACUGGUUUUAUUUUGUGUCAAAAUUUGGCAGCUUUCUGUAACUUUACCUCUUCUAAAUUUGUUUACCUGAUUGGUGGGUAGUACAUCCAAUCAUUGGUCUCUCUUUUUUUUUUUUUUUUUUCUUGGACACAGGUGACAACAGCAGAUAGGAGGCUUUAUAUGGAGGAUCAUUAGAGGUAAUCAGUUGGUAUUGCUUAGAGGGGAAGGAAAGGUGGAUGCCAAGGAGUAAGGUACCCCCCAGUGAUUUUAGUUGCUUACCUCCUACACCAGGCACCAGCUCACACCGCCAUUUUGUUCCUAUGUCCCAGGCAUUCUCUGCAUCUAUUGAAGCUGGGCACAUUCACAGUACAGUAAUAAGUAGAAAAGAUCUGUACUGCCUAGGGUGGCAGAGGGAGUGGAAAAAAAUGGCAGCAAGGCACUCACAUGAGAAGCACCUGGCUGGUGCAUUUUUGUGGAAGAGUAGCGCCGGCCCGUGGUAGGAGGUAAGCAAAUCGACUAACAACUUGGCACCUACCAGUGAUUCUACCAUUUCCUUUCAGUGCUCACAGAAUUUCCUGUUUGUGAUCCCUUUAUAUUCAGUUUAUACAAUUAUAUAUAUAUAUAUAGAAUAUGCUGUGCCUUCCAUGCUGUUUUUACUUCAUUUGCAGUUCAGAUGCGCUUCAGUAAUGGAAACCAAGCUAUAGAACAUGUGACAUGCAUUCAUCUGCAUGGGGCUUUUCUUUUUGGGAAUCAGGACAGCAGCCCAUCUCCAUUAGAUCUAACAAAGGAAGCCAAGCUUAGCUCAGCAUUAUGCACUGCUUUCUGAAGCAAAUAACACUGAUAAUGUUGUCCUUCCAGCACAACAACCCGCUGUCCAAUCUGCUGAUAAGGGUCUGUCUAACCAAAACCUGUCUCCCCUUCCUGCGAGGGCUGACUGCUGUAGUCAGUUACCAACAAUGUGCAAUGUGGGCACUGUGGAAGACGGAGCCUGGACCUAGGUGUACAUGGCAGCAGGUGUAGGCAUUCAGCUGCAUGGCAUGGUAAAAUGGCGUUGUUAGAAUAUUUUUAUUCAAGCAAAAAUGGCAUUGUAAUCUAUAAGUUUUAUACUAUGUUUGUAUUUUACCGUCAGGUACCUGAUACUUGGAAACCUCAGGCUUUUCCAUUUAGAAUCAAUAGAACCUCCUUUAAAACCAGUGUUCCGAGGAAUUGAUGUACAUACACAUUUAUCUUGCAAGGGCUCAUUGACUCCUGUUUGAUCUGUCAUAGCAGCCCAUUGCAACGAGUGGUGAGAGUGCCGAGAACAAGUUAAGCUGUCAGCUCCUGGAGCGAGAAACGCACGGCAAUGAGGCAGAAUGGGAAUGUUCCAAGUACCAUUAGAACAUUUAUUUUUAUAUUUAUUAUAUAAUGUGGGUGAGCUAAUAAUUUAUACAGACAGAAAACUUCCUCCCCACUCACCCAUAGGAACAUAUCAAAGGAUAUAAUGCUGUAAAAGAUACUAAGAAAUUUUCCCCUAUUGUUUGUGCAGAUAAUAAGUCAGCCACCGAUGCCAUUCCCUGUUAUACUGUAUGUAAAGGGGAGGUUAGUUUCUUAGUAGCACAAAAUGUCCCGAUGUGCAAGUGCUUUUUGUGUCACUAAGCAGACAUCCCUGUUGAACACAAAACACCAUGGGUAGCACUGCUGCCUCUCGCCAGGGCAGUAUCUGCAAGGAGUUUGUAUAUUCUUCCUGUGCCUGCGUAGGUUUCAUCCCACACCCCAAAAACAUACAGGCUGGUUCAUCGGUGCUUUAUAAAGUUGACCCUAAUGAAUUGGAGAGGGGCUCAGAUUGUAAGCUUUUCUGGGACAUGGGCUAUGAAUGAUACAGGUAUAGGACCCAUUAUCCAGAAUGCUCGGGACCAAGGGUAUUCCGGAUAAGGGGUCUUUCUGUAAUUUGGAUCUGAAUACCUUAAGUCUACUAAAAAAAACAAUAAAACAUUAAUUAAACCCAAUAGGAUUGUUUUGCAUCCAAUAAGGAUUAUUUAUAUCUUAGUUGGGAUCAAUUACAAGGUACUGUUUUAUUUCUACAUAGAAAAAGGAAAUCAGUUCUAAAUUCUGAAUUAUUUGAUUAAAAUGGAGUCUAUGGGAGACAGGCUUUCCAUAAUUCGGAAGGCUUUCUGGAUAACGGGUUUCCGGAUAAGGGGUCCGAUACCUGUAGUAUCUCUAAAUGUCUCUGUGCUGUGUAGAUGUGUCUGCACUAUAUAAAUAACUGCUAAUAACGACCAAAACCCCAAAUCAUCUUGGCUUCUAUAAAUUCAGUUAUGGCACAGGGCCGAAAUGCCACUUAGAAGAAAGGCCCCCUUGUACGUACAGCAGGGUUCCACCAGAGUGGCGCUCAGCUCACAUGCUUCCUAGGGUGGAUGUACAUUAAGGAACCCAGAAGGUUUGGCUGCGGGGCUGAUGUUCUGUCCUAUGUGGUGUAGGGAUGAUAGGGGUUGGAAAAUAGAAGCCAAGUUCAUUCAAAACUUCAUUUCCUCUAUAAGGAUUUUAUGCUUCGAUAUAAGAAGUUUAUAGUGGUGUUUAUUGCAAAUCCUAACAAGCUAUUUCAGACUGCAAAUAUAUGCAUCAAGUACUUCCUAUGGAUUGCAAAAAAGCAACUGGCAGCCACUGCAAUGCCAUAAUACCUUACCCAUCCAGUUCAGUUCUAGAGAACUAACCUGUUAUCUUGCAUUCUAGCAGCAAGUCUGACCAAACGCCAAAUCACUUUCCUAGUUCAGUCAUCCCCGGGGGAUCUAUAUGCAGCUGCUUUCAGAAAGACCCCCAUGGCCCUCGAGCAAGCCUAGGAUCAACACUUACUGGCUGUUUUCCUCUAAUUCCUCUCCUGCUCUCCCAGAGAUCAUCUCCUACAGCCAGUAGGCUUUAGGCCCAGUCUAAACAUUUUAUCCCAUCUGAGAUAUAUAACAACUGGAUCCAAGCUGCCCCUGGCAGUGAUUGGCUCUGCUGAGCUGCAGGUGAAUGUGUAAAACAAAAUAGACCCAUUUAUAUAACCUAGGCCCCCUUCCCAAACUGCACCACAGUUGAGCACUAUCUCUGUUGCUUGAUAUCUUGCUCCAGCUCUCAGGCAUUGAGGGGCAUUUGUGUAUUUUAUUAGCAGAUACAGCAAAUGGCGUAGGAUUGUGGGGUGGGGCAGUUUGGUAGGGGGCUUUCCUUAUGUAGUGGGGUAUCAUGUAACAUAAAUGCCUCUAGAAGUAACAGCUGAUAUCCAGUUCUUUCACUCCAGAAUGCCUAUAUGCCCUGUGUUCUUACCUGUUUAUUCUAAACUGCUGCAUCAAUGACUCCCUCUUAUUCUCAUCUUGAUUGUAUGGUACAGACGCCCUCUGGUUUAUUUAUGGAUUGUAUAUUAUUGAUUUAUUAUUGCACUUAGUGCCCAUUGGGUUUGGUGGACUUUUUCUUUUAAGAUGAUGUGUGGAAUAUGCUCCAGUAAUAAAGGUUUCCAAGGAGUAGUCUCUGGUUCCAAGAUUGAGCGCUCAGAUCAAUCUCUUGUUACUGACGGGAAAUGCUAUUUAAAGUGUUUGGUAAACAAAGCACUUACCGAGGAGCAAGCAAUAUAUUGUGGAAUCUUGUAUUUUCUAUGUGUAAUAAACGGUUUUAAAAUGA